Messenger RNA from Cylindrotheca closterium, 339 nucleotides. Lineage: Eukaryota; Bacillariophyta; Bacillariophyceae; Bacillariales; Bacillariaceae. The record is from the annotation of a GenBank genome assembly.
AUGGCUCCUCCAAAGAACACAACUAAGAACGCAUGCAUGCUAGUCGCCGAGGCAAGCAAGACCAAGCAGCCAAAAGAAGAGCAAGACGAAGUUGCUUGCAGUCGAGAUGAAUUGGAGGGAAGUCCACAUUCGGGCGAUGAUUCAUCGUUGCGAAGAGAGGCUCGGUCAAGAAUUCGUCGCAACAGAGAAGGUGCCAAGGUAAAGGAAAAAGCCUGGGCUUUAAAGUCCCAUCGCUCUCCAAACAGAAGCUCGACAAGAGAUGGAAGCCUUAGACAAGCAAAAGAGACGAGUAACACCUUCAGCUCAAAGCAAGUCGCCUACAAGGAUUCCAGCUAUUGA